Molecule: messenger RNA, 375 nt
Organism: Maudiozyma saulgeensis
Lineage: Eukaryota; Fungi; Ascomycota; Saccharomycetes; Saccharomycetales; Saccharomycetaceae
Source: the annotation of a GenBank genome assembly
AUGAUUCCUACUAACGUGGACCAAGCAUUACUUCGCGAACAUGCUUAUUUAAAUAAUAACGAUUUAAGUGAAGUUUUAGAUCCCACGGUGUUUUCCAAUAAUGAUGGUUUUAAAUCCAUUAAAGAAUAUGGUUUAGGUUAUUUUAACUACUAUUUGGCAUUGGACUCAGAUAUUUAUGAUGCUUCCAGUCUGGAUAUCUUACGUGCACAUAUUUAUGAUAAUUUCAAUAUAUAUUUGGGAUUAUUCUUAAUUUUGAUGGUAUUCUGGGGUUAUAAUAUCGUCAAUGGACUUGGUGGAUUAAAUAGUAUGUUCAAGAAGAGAAGGUGGAACAGAUUUGGUGACAGUGGUAUUGAGUACCACCAUGUCAAAGUAUAA